Molecule: messenger RNA, 2881 nt
Organism: Orcinus orca (killer whale)
Lineage: Eukaryota; Metazoa; Chordata; Mammalia; Artiodactyla; Delphinidae
Product: nucleolar and coiled-body phosphoprotein 1-like
Cellular component (GO): nucleolus; nucleoplasm
Molecular function (GO): protein binding
Source: RefSeq, a predicted model, not a curated record
AGUGAUGCGUAUUGCCGAGAGGAUGGCGGACGCCGGCUCGCGCUGCGUGGUUCCCAGCAACCUGUAUCCCCUCGUGCUCGGCUUUCUGUGCGAUAACCAGCUCUCGGACGUGGCCAACAAGUUCGCCAAGGCAACAGGCGCGACCCAGCAGGAUGCCAACGCCUCUUCCCUCUUGGACAUCUAUAGUUUCUGGCUCAAGUCCACCAAGGCCCCAAAGCGGAAGUUACAGGCAAAUGGACCAGUGACUAAGAAGGCUAAGAAGAAGACUUCAUCCAGUGACAACAGUGAGGACAGCAGUGAGGAGGAAAAAGCCCAAGGGCCCCCCGCUAAGAAAGCUGCUGUACCUGCCAAGCAGGCCGGUCUGCUUCAGCACCCUGGAAAGGCUGCAGUCAAGGCAUCAGAGAGCAGCAGCAGCAGUGAAGAAUCCAGUGAUGAUGAGGAGGAGGACAAAAAAAAAAAGCCUGUCCAGAAGGGAGUUAAGCCCCAAGCCAAGACAGUCAAAGCUCCUCCUAAGAAGGCCAAGAGCUCUGAUCCUGAUUCUGACUUAAGCUCAGAGGAUGAGGUGCCAAAGAACCAGAAGCCAAAGACAGCACCCGUGGCAGCUAAAGCUCAGGCUAAAGCCCUAGCCAAACCAGGUACACCAGCUCGUCCCGCACCUUAAGUAGUCAGUGGCAAAGCAGCUGGUAGUAACCGCAGCAGCAGCAGUGAUGAUGACUCAGAGGAGGGGAAGGCAGCAGCCGUAUCUAAGAAGACUGUACCUAAAACGCAAGCUGUGGCCAAGGCCCCAGUGAAAGCAGCUGUCGCUCCUGCCCAAAAGAGUUCCAGCAGUGAGGACUCCUCCAGUGAGGAGGAGGAGGAGGAAGAGCAGAAGAAAAAACCAGGUCCCUAUAGUUCAGUUCCCCCGCCCUCUGUUCCCCCACCCAAGAAGUCCCUGGAAAUUCAGGCUCCCACGAAAGCUGCAGAGAAGCAGCAGCCUGUGGAGAGCAGUGAGGACAGCAGCGACGAGCCUGAUUCAAGUUCUGAGGAAGAAAAGAGACCUCCAGCUAAGGCAGUCAUCUCCAGAGCAACUACUAAACCAGCUCCAGCAAAGAAGGCAGAGAGCUCUUCAGACAGCGCAGACUCCGACAGUUCUGAGGAUGAAGCUCCUGCCAAGCCAGCCUGUACCACCCAGAAUUCCUCGGGUAAGCCAGCUGCCGCUCCCAGGCAGUCUGCGGUUAAGCCAGCUACAACGCCCAAGCAGCCUGCAGCACUGGCCAGAAAGGCUGAUAGCACCUCCAGCGAGGAGGAGAGCAGUGCUAGUGAGGAGGAGAAGACGAAGAGGACUGUAGCCACCCCUAAGUCCAAGGUGAUGGCCAAAGCAGGUCCGUCUUUGCCUGCCAGGCAGGCCUCUCAGGGUGGUGGGGACAGCAGCUCUGAUUCAGACAGCUCCAGCAGCGAGGAAGACGAGCAAGAGGAGACGCCUAAACCCCCAGCCAAAAAGAAGCCACAGAAGGCAGGGGGAACUGUAGCCCCUUCCAAACCAGCCUCUGUGAAGAAAGCAAAGGCCGAGGGCAGCAGCACUUCUUCCUCUGAGGACUCCGGUGAGCAGGAGGAAGAGGAGAAGCCCAAGGCCAAGGGCACGACAAGACCACAAACCGCCAAGGCCAAUGGCACCUCUGCACUGACUGCCCAGAAUGGAAAAGCAGACAAGGACCGCAACGAGGAGGAGGGGGGCAAGAAAAAGGCAGCAGUGGCAGUUGCUAAGCCAGGUUCAGGAAAGAAGUGGAAGCAGAAUGAGUCUGCUAAGGAGGCAGAGACUCCUCCAGCCAAGAAGAUAAAGCCCCAGACCCCCAACACGUUUCCUAAAAGGAAGAAAGGAGAACGAAGGGGAUCCUCCCCGUUCCGAAGGGUCAGGGAGGAGGAGAUUGAGGUGGAUGCUCGAGUGGCAGACAAUUCCUUUGACGCCAAGCGGGGUGCAACCGGAGACUGGGGGGAGCGAGCCAAUCAAGUUCUGAAGUUCACCAAAGGCAAAUCCUUCCGGCACGAGAAAACCAAGAAGAAGCGGGGCAGUUACCGGGGAGGCCCCAUCUCUGUCCAAGUCAAUUCUGUUAAGUUUGACAGCGAGUGACCGUGGACCAUCUGUAGCACAGCAGGAGUGAUGGUCAGAGACCACUCACUUUCCCCAGUCGACCUGGGAACCCUCAGCUCUAUCAGGGGAGGGUGUCGGUGAGGAGAGCAGUUUAGAUUAGGUCUGAAGGCUUUGCGUCGUAACAUCCUCUAAGGUCCUUUUCUAUGUUUGUGGUUUUGUACAGAUUUGUUUUUGAGUGUUGGGUAGCAAGGACAAGGUAAGGGGAGUGUUCUUUUUUAAGAAAAAUUGUUUUAGUUGUCAUUCUCCCUGUUUUGUGGAAGUUCUCAUACUGAGAAAUUUGUAUAUUUUACAUUAGAUCAUUUCUUACUGAUUUUUGUUGUGGUUUUCAGGGGUGGGUUCACAGAUUAAAAUCUCAGCUAUCUUCCAAGAUGUGGUAAAGGUCACAUUAUGAAUUUUUAUAAUUGGAGAAUUCUGUCUAUGGGAGUGCUUGUGUCCACAUUUCAUCCUUCCUACCCUUCAGGGCCCUGGUGAGGGGCGGCUAAGAAUGGUUAAUGUAUGUCUCUGUUAAGCAUGAACUACGUACCUCAUUCGUGGGGUCUAGGACUGAAGUUUUCAGCCAGCAUGGACUUACCUACUUCGGGGGAUAAAAUUUGCUGUUUUGUUUCAGGCAAAAUUCUGGUGGGGUGUGAAUGCUGUGGGGUCAGUCUGAAUAUUUCGUUUGCUAUAAUUUUAUUAUUACAUAAUGUUUGCAAUAUGUGUUUUUUAAUUUGAAAGCAUAAACUUUUUUAUUGUUCAAAGACAAAAAUAAAUAAA